AUGAUGACAGUGAAGAAGGGUAUUGGAACGUUGUACAAGGCCUUUGCGCUGCUGAGGACCCUUGUGCUGCUGAGGACGGUUGCACUGCUGAGGAUCUGUACACUGCUGCGAUCUAUUGAGAAGGUUACGCGGAUACUUCAGAUGGGGAAAGUGAAGAGGAUUGCGAGUUUACAGAAGGGGAAGAGGAAGGAGAUUUUGAUGAGGAUGCGUUAA
This is a messenger RNA of Morchella sextelata, 213 nucleotides long. RefSeq lists its product as uncharacterized. The transcript has a single exon. Lineage: Eukaryota; Fungi; Ascomycota; Pezizomycetes; Pezizales; Morchellaceae. The coding region runs from base 1 to 213 and encodes 70 amino acids. The record is from RefSeq and is a predicted model, not a curated record.